This is a messenger RNA of Brassica rapa (field mustard), 1490 nucleotides long. Its product is annotated as guanine nucleotide-binding protein subunit beta. Gene Ontology annotation, molecular function: protein binding. Gene Ontology annotation, biological process: signal transduction. Lineage: Eukaryota; Viridiplantae; Streptophyta; Magnoliopsida; Brassicales; Brassicaceae. The record is from RefSeq and is a predicted model, not a curated record.
CUUUUUCUCUCAGGACAAGAACUACACCUGUCUUGACUACUUCACCUUUCGUUCCCCCACGUGAUCCCCUCGAAUCCAUCCUCUCUAGGGUUCGAUCUCCCUCUCUCUCAAUCAUGAAACUUCCUCUCUUCUAGAACACACCCAAAAUCUAACUCCUUUGAUCAACGACGGAGAAGAAUGUCUGUCUCCGAGCUCAAGGAACGCCACGCCGUCGCUACGGAGACCGUUAACAACCUCCGUGACAGGCUUAGACAGAGACGCCUCCAGCUCCUAGACACUGAUGUGUCCAAGUACUCAGCAGCUCAGGGUCGUUCUCCAGUGAAGUUUGGAGCCACGGAUCUUGUUUGUUGCCGUACUCUUCUGGGACACACCGGGAAGGUUUAUUCUUUGGACUGGACGCCUGAGAGGAACAGGAUCGUGAGCGCAUCUCAAGACGGAAGGUUAAUAGUGUGGAACGCUCUAACGAGUCAGAAGACUCACGCUAUUAAACUCCCUUGCGCGUGGGUGAUGACAUGCGCCUUCUCUCCAAACGGUCAGACGGUUGCGUGUGGUGGUUUAGACAGUGUGUGCUCCAUCUUCAGUCUCAGCUCAACCGCUGACAAGGACGGAACAGUACCCGUUUCGAGAACCCUCAGUGGCCACAGGGGUUACGUUUCGUGCUGUCAGUAUGUCCCAAAUGAGGAUGCUCAUCUGAUCACCAGCUCGGGUGAUCAGACAUGUGUCUUGUGGGAUGUGACUACUGGUCUCAAAACAUCUGUUUUCGGCGGCGAGUUUCAGUCUGGACAUACUGGUGACGUACUAAGUGUCUCAAUCAGUGGAUCAAACCCGAAUUGGUUUAUAUCCGGUUCGUGUGAUACCAGUGCCUGCUUGUGGGACACUCGAGCUGCAAGCCGAGCGGUGAGAACGUUUCAUGGACACGAGGGAGAUGUUAAUACUGUUAAGUUCUUUCCGGAUGGGUAUAGAUUUGGGACUGGAUCAGACGAUGGGACGUGCAGGUUGUAUGAUUUAAGGACUGGUCAUCAGCUCCAAGUGUAUCAUCAGGCAAAUGGUGAUGGUGAGAAUCUGCCUGUGACAUCCAUUGCAUUCUCUGCCUCCGGGAGGCUUCUCUUCGCUGGCUACGCAAAUAACAGCACUUGCUACGUUUGGGAUACUCUCUUGGGAGAGGUUGUGUUGGAUUUGGGGGAACUGCAAGAUUCACACAAGAAUCGGAUAAGCUGUUUGGGGAUGUCAGCAGAUGGAAGUGCCUUGUGUACAGGAAGUUGGGAUUCAAAUCUAAAGAUAUGGGCGUUUGGAGGGCACAGGAGAGUGACAUGAAGAGUUAUGGUCUCAGUUCCAUUUCCGGUUCUUGUGGUUUUGGUUUAUAUAUUCUGUAGUCUGGAAGUUGUAUAACCCGGUACGGUCGGUUUGUAAUCUGUGGAAAAUAGUUGAGUUGUGUUAGAAAGGAUCAAACAAAAAUUACUGAAUUAUUGAGUGGAGUUGUGUUAUCUUAA